This is a messenger RNA of Marchantia polymorpha subsp. ruderalis, 3855 nucleotides long. The record is from the annotation of a GenBank genome assembly. NCBI's taxonomy places the organism in Eukaryota, Viridiplantae, Streptophyta, Marchantiopsida, Marchantiales, Marchantiaceae.
AGAACUUUACGGAGUCAUAUGAAUGCCUAGGGCAUCAUUGCCAGGAGAAUCGGAUUGAUUGUUUCAUGUGCGUUUCUCUUUCAAUCAGUAUGAUUGAAACUCGAUCCGUAGUUUCCUGGAGGCUGGAGCAUUCGUGUGUGGUGUAACGCUAGCGAGAAAAAAUGAAACGAAUUCUUCUGCAUCUGCUCAGAGUUCCGCCUGAAUGCCGGAGAAUUCACACCACGACUGUAGCUCAGUGACGUCGUCGAGUGGAACACAAGCUACUGUACAGUAUUGCACUGGAUUGCACUUACGACUCAGUAGUAUACGUUAGUCAAAGUUUUGGUUGGUGAAGAUAACGUUCGUGAAGUAGUUGCGAUGGUGAUGUACGAUAUAAACAGCACGAGUGCCAGGCAGGCUUCGAAGCUGGAUCGAUCUGUAACAAAGUCUGUUUACUGUACAGCACGCACGGGCGAAUGGAUAACUGAAUUCCACCGGAAUCAACAGAUGUCAUACAUGAUUACGGUUCAUGACGAUUUCCAACUCGACAGUUUGCAAAAAGAUAGGGCUCGCUCUGGUGGAUGACGUCGAUUUUUGUACUGCAAGUUGGAGCUUGUGCAUAUGUCCUCAGACGCAUUUCCAUGAUCGAUAGACCAGGCCGUUAAAAUAAUGAAUUAUCCUCCUGCGUACUCUACCAAGUCGAACGAAGUUCGUUUGGUUUGUUAUCAUAACAUGCCUAGUCAAAGGUUGGGGUCACAUUAGUGUCCAGACUAUCAUUUCUGUACUGUAGGUACAGUACUCGUAAUCCGUUACGCAGAAGACAGUAGAAUCUCGUGAUCUGCUACAGAUGAGUGCAACCUCAUUUGUUUUAUCUCAGCUCAUCUUGUCAUGGCAUGGAAGACAGCCUCAAACGUCCCAGGACAACGACACUUGUUGUAAGUCGUUCUCGCCACAAGUGUGUUCGCCAUCAUCACCUCGUUCGAAGUUAGCGAUAAAUAUCUCGAUUGGGUACAGUACUGAACAUUCUUAUCGAAGAGCAUGCUUUUGGAGUACGGUAUGAUUUACUGGCACCAUCUUCGAGCUACUUUCCCAGUUUCAUUCCUUAUUUUAGUAAGUGCACCACGAGGUUCGAGAGAGAUGCCAAUUGUUAUAUCACAUGUGCAUCCUUUACGUCAUCUUGAAGGUUUUCUUCCUGUAGCAAGGGAGGAGUGAGUUGGUCUCCUUUCUGCAGGUGAAAGGGAAGCGAGGAGGGACUGAGGAAUAGUGAGAGAGGGAGAGUCGUUGGGAAUCGAGAGCGGAGAAGAGAGGAGAAGUCUUCGAAAGAUACUUUCGGAAGUAUCUGAUUGCGCAUGCUCGAUGACAUACUGUAAGAAGCUUAGUAAGAAAGUGAAAUUUCAAAAUGAACGGCCCUUCAAAAUUCUUCGUGUGUUGAGUCUGAAGGGUAAGCCUCGCCCUGGUAAAAUGUUGGAGUAAUGAGGCACAGCAAAUCCGGUUAAUUAAAGCGCGUAAGGCCCGACAUGACGAGGCUCAGGCUGUGUCCUUGCUCUGCUCUGCGCUUCUCUGCUCGUCAGAUCUCAGCUGCAACAGCGGCAGCAGAAUCAGAUUUCUUUUGCUGCCAUCCUUGACGAGCCAAAAAGUCCAAAACAUGCUCCUUCACUUUAUCACGAAUUUCCUUGACCUUCUCGGGCGAUUUACCCUUGGGAUCUUCCAGGGGCCAGUCCUCUCGGACCAACCCUGGGACGUACGGGCAAGCUUCACCACACCCCAUGGUGAUGAGGAAAUUCGCAGUGGACGCCAGCUCUUGAGUCAAAAGCUUGGGCUUCUCCUGCGACAUGUCGAUGCCGAGCUCGCCCAUGGCGACAACGCAUUCCGGAUGCACUCUCUCGCCCGGCUGCGUUCCAGCUGACACUCCUCGAGCCUGGCUCGGAUCUGCCAGCAGAUUGAACAUGGCGCAAGCCAUCUGAGACCUUCCGGCAUUGUGGACGCAGGCGAACAGAACUGUCUUCAUCGUGACGUCGGAUGAUGAGAGAGAGGCAGAUGGACGACGAUGGAUCGGUCAACACCACAACAGAAUUGAAGGGAAGAGAUCGAGGAUCUGGCCUCUUACCUCUGAACUCUCUGGACUCUCUGGGCUCUGGAAAGAUCUGCUGAACGAGUAAGGGGCCCGGGUAUUGAAUUUGGAUCGACAAGGCUGCCUCGGCACCUCAAACUUGUGUGGAUGGAUGCCCAACAGGGUCUUGUGGCACGGAAAGGUGAGUGAGCUGUGCUAUUUUAAGCCUCUGGUGCACUCGAGAGCGAACUGGAGCUGAUAGAUCGGCCUCUGGGCACCGGCUUGAGCCGCCCAGCCCGCGCAUUUCAAGGGAAAGCGCAAAGUAUCCACGGAAAGAGGCUCUGCAAUUUCCUGCUCCAGCUUCCGAGGUCGAUGGCUGAUCAUCCAUCCAUCCAUCCCGUAUCGGAUCGGCGAGGCCGGCAAGUGGCCCGUCGUUUCUCCGACAUGACACCCAGGGACGCGACAUGUGCUCGUACCACAUGUGUUUCCCGGCCUCAGUGGCCCCGUGCCAUGCUCGCCCGCUCCAUCUCGUCUCCUAUAUGGUUCCUAUCUACGUCAGGCAGACGCUGCACGCAAGGGGGAUCUUUACUUUCCACUGCCUUCUGUUAAGGUAGAACGAUGGAGGUAUAAAUCAGGCCUUAUUACAAGUGCUGCCUCGGUUUUCCUGUUAAAAGUCCAGUAGUAGACGGAGUACACAAUCUCUCUCUCUCAAGUAUUGAUCUCAAAUCUAGUUUCUCGAGACAAUUACCGAGAGAGAGAGAUUGUGUGCUCCAUCUCCUCUCGGACAUGCCAUAUCCUCUGAUCGGCGAGCAUGUUGAGGCAUCCUUCUCGAAUCGAACAUAAAAUCCCGGGCGAUCGAAGAUAAUGUUUCCAGGUAUGUGAAAUUGGCAAGCGACGAUCAGCUAGUUUUGCUGCCAUUGUUACCCUGCCAGGAUUGAGUGACCUUCAUAACAAGUCGGGCAACUUAUGGAAGAAUGGCUUGUUAUGCAGGUUCCGCUAAUGUUCGGAAGGUAUUCGUGUUUGACCUUUGCUCUCUUGACGCUAACCGUUGCUGUUGUUUUUCUAUGGCCUAAAGCUUGAGCCGAGCAGUGGAGCUGUUACAUGUGUUUAUUUUGGAAAGUGGUGUGACAGGCAUGGAAAAUUAGUCAGAAAUUUGCUCAGAAGAUUGUCUUGUCAGUCGGAAUACAGGAAAUGCUGAAUGGGAUCCAUCCCAAUUCUACAAGCUACAAGUAGAUUUUCGAUUCUUUGUAAGAGCUGGGACUGGUUAAUUUAUGGUGUAUCAUGAAGCGAAUACAUGCCAGAAUAGCCCGCAAUUGAUUGAAUCCAACAUAUCUAUGAAAUUUUGAGCUCAAACUCCGUGCCAGUGUUGGAUUCAAUUGAGGUACACGCUUCAAAGUGAACACUUCGAAGUGAUCAUGUUUGUUUAGAUCUGAUAUCCAUGUGGAGGGGAAUGGGAUGCUUGUAGCAGUCGCAAAAGCAAGUUUUCGGUAUAUUGGAUUGUUUACAAUGCUACCACAGCCCAGAGACUAACUACAUUUAUGGAUGAGAUUGUGUAAAGCGUCAAGUUUUAGUUGCCUCUUUUGUAUCGCUCGUUGGGUACUGCAAAGUCUGCGCACCUGCGAAGUAAGGCGGCUGUGACAAUAAUGCUAAGAAGACGAUCCUGAUCAUUGGUCAGAUAUUAGCUGACCUACAUCCUGGACGACAACCUCUCAGUCUUCCAAAAUCAUGUGGUCUGGAUCUAUAGACGAGCUUGGUCUGAGACUGGGCAUUCGUUUUCUUCAGCAUGAUUUUCUGAUGGACUGAGGUUUCUGAACUGGUGUUGUCAG